CUGCCGUCAACUAUUCAGCAGCGCAAUAUGCAGAAACUGCGAACAACGAACGGAAGGCAAGUCCGGACGCUUCUGCGUCAGGAGAAUGACGAGUACACAUGCUUGGCAACUGUUAUCCCUACAUCAUCCACCUCUGAAGCAACGGCUUCGGCUGAAGCUGUCAUCCCUACUGGGCCACAUGAUGACGAUGCGAAUUAUCUUCUUUCUGCUUGUGGUGCGGAAGCGGAUGCGACUCCAUCUCACUGGUGGGAAACUCCAGGCUCUUUUCCAAACGAAAUCACUGCAAGCGGCCACGUGAGGCUUCCGACGAAUCCACUACAGACCGGGAUUGAUGAUGAGAGCAAUAACACACAACGUAUCUUGUGGCUGCUUGCCAGCAAAAAGAAUAUCACGGUUGUGCUUGACGUCGGAGCUCUGGUGUUAGACUUGUCGGCGCUAGAUUUCUGCCAACAGUGGCUACGGCUACGACCGGAUACGCGUGGGGUAGUAUUUUUCGACAAAUCGAAUACGAUACAGGUGCUUCUUCCCAGAGAAGGGAAAUCUUCUACACAACGCCAACAGUGCGACACUCGUAAUUUGACGGACGGCGGUCAAAGAAACCACAGUGGUUCAUCAGCCACUCAGCAAUCGUAUUUUAGUGUCCCAACUCGAAU
Molecule: messenger RNA, 653 nt
Organism: Amoebophrya sp. A25
Lineage: Eukaryota; Dinophyceae; Syndiniales; Amoebophryaceae
Source: the annotation of a GenBank genome assembly